AUGUCCUUAUCCGAUAUUCAGGUUGAGGAGCUGCUGAUCUCCGCAGAGCAGCACCUGAACGAUCAGCCCCUGAGGAAGUCUACCAUUAUUGAAGGCCCUUCGGUUGUUGCGAACAGAUCCGUCGUGCGCUCGCCUGAGGUUCAUCUCAAGGCGCUCCCGGCCCUCGCAACCAACACUGCCGACAAUGCGGGUCCCGCAUGGUUCGGGCUGCCCAAAGCCAAGAUGACGCCAGAGUUGAAACGAGACCUUCAGGUGUUGCGACUGCGCGGGGCCUUGAAUCCCAAAAUACACUACAAGAAAUCGGGCACGAAAUCACUUGUCCCUCGAUAUUGCCAUGUUGGGGAGAUUGUGGAGGGACCGACAGACUUUAUUCUAGCCGGCUAA
Parascedosporium putredinis is the source of this 384-nucleotide messenger RNA. NCBI's taxonomy places the organism in Eukaryota, Fungi, Ascomycota, Sordariomycetes, Microascales, Microascaceae. The record is from the annotation of a GenBank genome assembly.